AUGAAUAUAAUAGACAAGGACAGCCCGGACAUCAUAUGCCUUACAGAAAUUUUCUCCAAAUAUACCAACCUUCCACUAGACGAAACUACUAUCAAAUCACCAACAAUACUGCAAACAUUUCUAAAGAGGGACGUAGUCAUUUAUAUCAAGAAUACCAUCAAUGCAGAAAUAGAAGAACUGCCAUCACCAUUCCAAGAAUACUCGUCAAGCAUGAUCAAACUCAGUGGAAACGAUAAUCUCUUGGUAUGCUGUGUAUACAGAAGCCCUAACAGUUCAAACGAAAACAACAACCUAAACUACCUAAUAGACAUCAUGGAAAACACCCAUACCUCGCAUGUACUACUGGUGGGAGACUUUAAUUACAAAGAAAUAGACUGGGAAAAGCAGAUGUCAUCAACAGGUCCAAAUCACCCCUCAACCAAAUUCUUGGAAACAAUUCGUGACAAGUUACUAAGUCAACAUGUCAUUAGCCCUACUAGGUACCGGGAAAAUCAAACACCAUCUACUCUAGACCUCAUCUUUACAAACGAUGAAGAAAUGGUUCAAGACAUAACCUACGGAUCAGGACUAGGAAAGAGCGAUCACAUUACCUUAAGUUUUAAAUUAAUAUGCUACACUGAAACAGCUCAAGAGAACCAAAAACUCACACAACGAAACUUUUUUAAAGGCCACUACGAAGAAAUCAAGAAAAGCAUUGCUGACAUAGACUGUAACCAUCUGGACUCAAUUCAAGAUGUAGAUGUUGCAUGGAACUACCUUACUGAUCAACUCAAAAUCAUUAUUGAAAAAUGUAUACCAGCGAAUAAGGGAAGCAACUCCAACAAUCGUCGAAACCGAGAACUGAGAGAAAUCAGCAAACCAAAUGGGGAGUACACAAAAACCAACAAAGAAUCAGCAGACACUCUAAACAAAUAUUUCGCGAGUGUGUUUGUUAAAGACGAAGAUGCAGUGACACCUCCCUUCCGAAGAAGACACCAACAAGAAGCAAUAGUAAACACUAACAUCUCGGAAGUAGCCGUUCUUAAAGCCAUCAAACGAACAAACCCAAACAAGUCCCCUGGUCCAGACAAUUUGCACCCAAAAUGUAUCUUUGAAACGGCAGAAGAAAUUAAAGUACCUUUAAGAAUCAUCUUCAAAAAGUCGCUAGAAAGCAGCAAACUACCACUACCCUGGAAAGAGGCCAUCGCCACUCCGAUCCACAAGAAAGGCUCUAAAAAGGACCCCAGUAACUACAGACCCAUCAGUCUAACAUCUGUACCAUCAAUAAUUAUGCAGCGAAUCAUAAGAGUUGAAAUAAUCGCCUACAUGGACAUUCAUAACCUUCUUACUCCUCACCAACAUGGAUUCAGAACAGGAAAAUCAUGUGUCACUCAACUACUCGAAUCAAUGGAAAACUGGAUCAGCUCUCUAGAUUCGGGCGAAAAUGUUGAUGUCAUAUAUCUAAAUUUUAGCAAGGCAUUCGACAAAGUGUCCCACAAAUUUCUUUUACACAAACUAGACCAGUAUGGAAUAAGCGGAAAAUUACUGGGAUGGAUCAAAGCUUUUCUAAACAACAUGGUCCAGAGAGUUUCCAUAAAUGGUGUUACAUCAGAAUCCGUACCAGUCACAAGUGUGGUACCCCAAGGGAGUGUUCUAGGGCCAACUCUCUUCCUAAUCUACGUCAAUGACAUGCCAGACAUGCUAAACUGUACCAUCAAACUAUUUGCUGAUGACAUUAAGAUGUACAGACAAGACUUGCAAAACAACAUUAACCAAUAUGCAACACCAGUAACAUCGCCAGCCUUAAUCAAAGACAAAAUCAUCAUAGAAAACAUCCAAAGACGUGCAACAAAGAGAAUACCAAGUCUUAAACAUCUCUCUUAUCAUGAUAGACUCAAGGAAUUAGGAUUACCAACACUCGAAUAUCGCAGAGAGCGGGCGGACAUCAUCCAAACAUACAAAAUCCUCAACAAAUUGGAUAUUCUUGAAACUGGCACGCUAUUUCAGGAAACAGGUCGAACCACAACUAGGGGGCACUCAAGAAAAAUAUACAAAAGACCAUUCAGGCUUAACAAAACUGGAAACUUCUACAGCAAUCGAGUAAUAAACAUCUGGAACUCUCUACCUGAAGAAGUAAUAAGUGCUCCAUCCAUUAACGCCUUCAAAUCUAGAAUCAACAAACAUUGGAAUCAUCACCCAGCUAAAUUUCGGCCAACAUUCUACUAA
Messenger RNA from Pecten maximus, 2205 nucleotides. RefSeq lists its product as uncharacterized. Bases 1 to 2205 code for a protein of 734 amino acids. Lineage: Eukaryota; Metazoa; Mollusca; Bivalvia; Pectinida; Pectinidae. The record is from RefSeq and is a predicted model, not a curated record. Gene Ontology annotation, molecular function: catalytic activity. The transcript has 3 exons.